This is a messenger RNA of Hypomesus transpacificus, 3551 nucleotides long. Its product is annotated as carbohydrate sulfotransferase 15-like. Gene Ontology annotation, molecular function: N-acetylgalactosamine 4-sulfate 6-O-sulfotransferase activity. NCBI's taxonomy places the organism in Eukaryota, Metazoa, Chordata, Actinopteri, Osmeriformes, Osmeridae. Gene Ontology annotation, biological process: hexose biosynthetic process. The transcript has 8 exons. The coding region runs from base 993 to 2708 and encodes 571 amino acids. The record is from RefSeq and is a predicted model, not a curated record.
AUGAAAACUAUUACAAUUUUUGGAUACAAGAGACAGAUGACAAAAUCAAUUUGCAUUCAGAUCAUGAGUCGCAUGCGAGAUGUGUAUAAAUUGCUAUCGCCGAAGCAAGGAAUUAUCAGCAAUUAGACACAGCCUCUCAUAAAUAUGGAUGUUCUCUGAGGGGGAUACAUUUAUUCAAAUUAGUCUUUAUCUCACUUCGCAGAGGCGAAGACGUCCCGGGGCGAGCUCUUUCACUUGUCAGGAAUAAACUAUCUCACCUUUUAAUGUCGAACAUGCUGGAAGUUGGAAGAUGAUAAUUACGCAACUCUUCAACACAUUUUAAUGUUUUCCUCUCAAGAAACAUUUGUCAUGACGAAUCGUCAGUGAGCGCUAACUGAAUCGAUAAUUCACGGAGCAAAGGAUGGAAGAACUUUCCAAACUUCCUCUUAAAAUAUCGAAACCACUUUUUAAUAGCCUAUACAGCAUAACUCAGCAAAUAAUGAUAGGCUACGCGAUAUAAAAUAUCUAAUCAGAGGCGAAAUUGACUUUUGUCAUAAUUGCUUUUAGGGACUUACUUUCACAUAGUCCUACACAAACAUUCGCCUUUGCUUUCUCUCUUUCUGUCUUUCGCAGUUUUUUGUCAACCUCUUUAUUUCUAUCCUCCAAUAUUCCUCCUCCUCUAUUUUGUCCCUCGUUUUUUUUUUACUCUGGCUUUUCCAUACCGGAGCCCAGUACAGUCAGUAGCAACGCGAGGCAAAUCACAAUGUAACAGUUCCCCGUCGUGCAAUGCAAUAUGGGCUAUAGGUUACAGUAUUAUGAUGUACAUGUUCUGAGAUAUUUUUGAGCUUUUUCCAGUUUGAUACCGGUUGGAUAUUUUUAAGGAGACAUCACUUAAGAGGCAUGACGGAUUCAUCUCAACUUCAAUGUAUAACCUGCUGAGUUUCAUAACCUGGUGUGAUACUGACUUCCCUGAAUAAGCUACAAGUCAACAGUCCUCAUAUCUGGAUGUAUAAAUGUAUGUUGAAUGCCUCUUCAAGUCAAGCCUCAUUAGUACUUCCCACUUCCCCUUCCCUUCAUCACAUCCUACCUGCAAAAUGUCUCACGCGGACUACAAAUACAGAGCCCUUCCUCAAACAGACUACAAAUAUGGCGCAGCCACACAGGAAGUAGAGAAUCACAGGAAGAGGUCAGCAAUGCCAUGCGAGGGAGACGGCCCCAUCAGUCUGUUCACAGCUCCGGAGGUCAAGCAGGUUGCCACGCAGGUUGCUAUGCAGGUUGCUAUGUGGUCACUGUCCUUCAUGCGGAGCAUCACAAAGAUCAAACUCCUCAGUUUCCUGUUGGGGUUAACCUUCACGGUCUUGGUUAUGACAUCGUACAUCCUGACCUGUGACAGGAAAAGACGCCAAGUGACCCCGUCACCGCUCCACCUCACACCCACCAAGGUUCACCUCAGCGGCCUCCCCUCCAGCAGGACGUCCCCUCUGGGAGAGGUGGACCUGGAGCUCCUGAUGGAGACGGUGGGCCUCAAGUUACGCCUCAGCAGUCCCAGGACGGUUCCUGCUCUGAAGGACGUUCUUCACUCUGAUCUUCACUUGUUCUCGGUCAUUCCCCGACAGUUCUUACCCAACGUCAAGAGUCCGUGUUGGUACGAGGAGCACGUUGGAAACACCAGCGCAGACGUGUACGGUGAGAACCUUUACGCGCUGCACUCGGUGAACUUCCGAACUGUCUGCGACUAUCUGAAGAGAGAUUUCCGUGAGCACCUGUACCACAACAACAGCAAACUCUACAGGCUACGCUGCCUGCCGUACUUCUAUAUUAUCGGCCAACCCAAAAGCGGAACGACGGAUCUUUACCACAGACUCAUGCUUCACCCUGAGGUCCGGUUCUCCACCAUGAAAGAACCACACUGGUGGACCAGGAAGAGGUUUGGUAUCAUCCGUCUCAAAGACAAGGCCACAGAUCGCUUCCCUGUGGAGGACUACAUAGACCUCUUUGAUCUGGCAGCUUACCACAUCCAGGAUGGCUUUCUGGGAAAUGCAUCAGAUGGCCACAGCAAUCAGCAGAUAGUCACAGGUGAAGCCAGUGCAUCCACCAUGUGGGACAGUCUAGCUGGGAGCUGUUCCCACGGUGACGGAGCAGGAAGGGAGCCUCACUUCCUGGUUCCGGACUUCAUCCAUGCUGCCCAACCGGAUGCUAAACUCAUAAUCAUGCUGAGAGACCCGGUAGAAAGGUUGUACUCAGACUACCUGUACUUCCACAUGGUGAACAAGUCAGCAGAGCGCUUCCACCACAAAGUAUGUGAGUCUCUGGAGAUGUUCCAGUCCUGUCUAUCCGAGAGCUCCAUACGCUCCUGCAUCUACAACACCCAUCUGUUCUACCACAUGCCUGUGCGACUAAGUCUUGGACUCUACAUCAUCUACCUGCUGGACUGGCUGACAGUUUUCCACAAGGAUCAGAUUUUAAUUCUGCGUCUGGAGGAUUACGCUGCCAAUCUCAAAACAUCCAUGCACAGGGUCUUCCACUUCCUGAGUCUAAGCCCUUUAUCAGAGCACAGAGAGCUGCUGCUAGCUAAGAAGCCCAUGUCCAACACUCGCAGGGCACAGGAUCGGAGCCUGGGCCCCAUGUUAGCCCUCACCAGAUCCAUGCUGCAGCGCUUCUACCAGCCCUUCAACCAGCACCUGGCUCAGCUCCUGGACAACCAGGCCUUCCUGUGGACUGACCCAUGAGGAGCCAAGGCCCAGCUUCCAGUCAUCCAGGCCUUCCUGUUGGCUGAUCCCAGUGAAGUCAGGUCAAAAUCCCACACAACAAGGCCUCCCUUUGGGCAAAAAGUUCCGACUGCUGGAUCCACAGUCUUCUUUACAUCUGGCGAGCAUCAUGGAUUAAAUUAUUAUAUGUACUUAUAUUAAGGAAAAAAUGAUGUCAGGUUUUAUCAGAGAUAAUAUAUUGUAGGUGCAUUACGUGAUGCCCAGCUGUGUCCACCAGGGGGAAGCACCUUCUCACACAGCAGAUCUACCACUAAAGACUCCCACACAAGCCAAUACAAGUUUUCACUCAGCUGUUAUGUGUUUCUGUUCUUCAUUGGUAUGCUGCACAAAACCUACUCUCAUGUCUGCUUCAGUGAUAAACACAUUUGUGUAAAGGCACAGUUCUUGGGUCGAUUUGUGUUCAGUCACGACUAAAUUGCUCUUUGCUGUGGUAGACACAAUCUGAAUAACAUUAGGGUACCCUGGAGCCUGCCCGAACAGGGAUGUGAUUCUCAUUAAAUAAAGGAGGAUUGUUACCUUCUGCUGUCAUUUAUAUUUGGUCCACUUGAAACUUACAUCUACUGAUAGUUUCCCCGUUGCCUGUUUCAUUACAAACCAUGCAAAAUCUUAACAUUGAUAAUAAUAUAACGUGCUUACUUUCGACUCUACACACUAGCUCUUGUAAUUACAUGUCGGGACUAAUGAGUGGAUUUGAUUGACGGGUUAAGACAGGUGAAGUCCACCAUGUUGCACAAUCUAGCUGGGAGCUGUUCCCACGGUGACGGAGCAGGCACGGAGCUCCACUUCCUGGUUCAGGACUCCAUC